CAACAAGAAGGAAAGUCAUCUCCAUCUCCUUCGAAAGGGAGACUUGAGAGUUGAGAGAGAGACUCUGGUGGUGGAGAUGGACAGAGAACCAGAGGAACUCCAAUUCUUGGGUUUCUUUGGCAUCUACCAUGAAGCCUUCAAGAUCAUCAAUUUACGGAGGAAGCUCUUCACCAAGAUCGCCCUCACCCUCGUCCUCCCCCUCUCCUUCAUCUUCCUCGCCCACGUCCAGAUCUCCGACGCCAUAUUCGCCAAGAUCGACCGCAACGAGGAGGCCCUCGACGACCAACCCGCCGCCGGCGCCGCCCACGACCAGAUCCUCAAGAACCUCUCCUCUGAAUGGACCACCUUCCUCCUCUUCAAGGCCGCCUACCUGGUCAUGGUGCUCAUCUUCUCUCUCCUAUCGACAUCUGCCGUCGUGUACGCAAUCGCCUGCAUAUAUUCCGGCAAGGACAUGACUUACAGGAGGAUCAUGUCAGUCGUACCCAAGGUCUGGAAGCGACUUAUGGUGACGUUUCUGUGGAUGUUUGCCAUUAUUCUGGGGUACAAUUUCAUAUCCAUACUGAUAAUCGUGAUGAUAUUCAUCAUCCUCGGAUAUGGGAUAGCGAGCUUGAUAGUGAUGAUCAUGGUGACAAUACUGUUCUUCGUCGGCCUCGUCUACAUAAGCGUAAUUUGGCACUUGGCGAGCGUCAUCUCGGUGCUCGAGGACCGGUACGGCCUGUCGGCGAUGGAGAAGAGCAAGGACCUGAUCAAGGGGAAGCUGGCCGUCGCCGUCGCCGUGUUCAUCCAGCUUUCGUUGUUGUACGCCGGAAUCCAGUUUCUGUUCGGGAAGCUGGUCGUUCGCCGGGAGUGGAGCGGCGGGGUGGGCGCGGCGGUGGCGUCCGGGCUCGCCCUGGUGGUGGUUCUCUGCAUGUGGAUCUUGUUGGGGCUGGUGAUCCAGACGGUGGUCUACUUUGUCUGCAAGUCCUACCACCAUGAGAACAUUGACAAGUCCUGCCUGUCUGAUCACUUGGAGGUGUAUCUUGGGGAGUAUGUUCCUCUCAAGGACAGUGCUGUUCAAUUAGAGCAGUUCCAUGUUUGAUGAAUAUAUUGUCUUUUUUUUCAUUUUGGGGAUGCACCAAAUAUACAUAGCUUCUUCUUUUUUGCAGUAUUAAAUCAAAUUCAGUUC
Molecule: messenger RNA, 1165 nt
Organism: Nymphaea colorata (pocket water lily)
Lineage: Eukaryota; Viridiplantae; Streptophyta; Magnoliopsida; Nymphaeales; Nymphaeaceae
Exons: 1
Coding region: 77-1078 (333 amino acids)
Source: RefSeq, a predicted model, not a curated record